Molecule: messenger RNA, 845 nt
Organism: Dioscorea cayenensis subsp. rotundata (Guinea yam)
Lineage: Eukaryota; Viridiplantae; Streptophyta; Magnoliopsida; Dioscoreales; Dioscoreaceae
Product: bis(5'-adenosyl)-triphosphatase ENPP4-like
Cellular component (GO): vacuole
Source: RefSeq, a predicted model, not a curated record
UUUGCCCUAAAUACAAUUUCUCCGUUCCUUUCGAGAAGCGAGUGGAUGAUGUUUUGAGCUACUUUCGAUCUUCCCAUUGAUGAGAUCCCUAUUUUUCGUUGCCUUAUAUUUUGAGGAACCCGACUCCAAAGAGCAUGCUUGGUAGAUUGAUUGCAGGCCUUGAAAGAAGAGGCAUUUUCGAAGAUGUGACCAUCAUCCUUGUGGGGGAUCAUGGAAUGGUCAGCACUUGUGAUCAAAGAAUCAUCUUUCUGGAUGAUCUAUCUCCAUGGCCAUGGAUUGAAAUCCCUGAGAAGUGGGUACAAUGUUACGGUCCAUUGCUGCCAAUUCAGCCUCCGGAACAUCUAUGCGGCGGGGUGGUGGCAGCUAUGAAUCAAGGAUUGAGCUCUGGUAAGGUGGAUAAUGGUCAGCAUUUGAGCGUUUAUCUAAAGGAUGAGCUGCCUGAGAGGUUGCAUUAUUGGUCAAGCUAUCGGAUUCCCCCUAUUGUCGGCCUUGUGGAUGAGGGGUACAAAUUGGUGGCAAAGAGACCGAUGAGUAAUAUAUCCGGAGGGGACCAUGGCUAUGACAAUGCAUUGCUCUCAAUGCGAAGCAUUUUUGUGGCUCAUGGACCUCAGUUUGAGAGAGGGAGGAAGGUUCCACCAUUUGAGAAUAUUCAGAUAUACAAAUUGGUCACCUCCAUUCUCGGAUUCAGAGGAGCUCCAAACAAUGGUUCUUAUACAUUUCCAGCUUUGAUUCUUCUAUCUGACACUUGACUUGUGAACAUAGUGUUGUACCUGCAGAUUUACGUUUAUUAUGGAUAUUUGGUGUACUAUUGGAUAGUAAUGCAAGUUGUUCUGGUUAAUGUUCCA